Molecule: messenger RNA, 1263 nt
Organism: Sphenostylis stenocarpa
Lineage: Eukaryota; Viridiplantae; Streptophyta; Magnoliopsida; Fabales; Fabaceae
Source: the annotation of a GenBank genome assembly
AUGGCAAAGGCACAUCAGAUAGUGGUAGGGAGCACUUGGGGAAUCAGAAACAUUUUCCAAUCCCUUGUAGCCAUCUUAACCACAACUCUAGUUGUCACUGCCAUUUAUCUAACACAAGAAGGAGAACACUGGUCUCAUCAAAGAAACAAGUUAAAUUCAUUGUCAAAAUGUAACCUGUUCUCUGGCAAGUGGGUUUUUGAUAAUGAAUCAUAUCCACUCUACAAGGAGCAACAAUGCACGUUCAUGUCUGAUCAAUUGGCUUGUGAGAAGUUUGGAAGGAAGGACCUUAGCUAUCAGAAUUGGAGGUGGAAACCUCACCAAUGUGACUUACCCAGGUUCAAUGCCACAGCAUUGCUUGAAAGGCUAAGGAACAAGAGGUUGGUAUUUGUGGGGGAUUCACUGAACAGAGGCCAAUGGGUUUCGAUGGUUUGCCUUGUAGAAUCUUCUGUUCCCCCAACUCUGAAAUCCAUUCGAACUAUUGCAAAUGGAUCCCUCAACAUUUUCAAGGCUAAAGAAUACAAUGCAACGAUCGAGUUCUAUUGGGCCCCAUUGUUGGUAGAAUCAAACUCAGAUGAUCCAGUGAAUCACAAGGUGGCAGAACGAAGUGUGAGAGUGCAGGCCAUAGAGAAGCAUGCUAGGUACUGGACUGAUGCAGACAUUGUGGUUUUCAACACUUUCCUCUGGUGGAGAAGGCGAGCAAUGAAUGUUGUGUGGGGUUCAUUUGGUGACCCAAAUGUGGUAAUGAAAAGGGUAGGAAUGGUGAGGGUGUAUGAAAUGGCCUUGAGGACAUGGUCAGAUUGGUUGGAAAUCCAUAUUAAUCGCACUAAGACAACCUUGUUCUUUGUUUCUAUGUCACCAACUCACCAAAAUUGCAACAUUAAAAAAUACAGGGCACAUGAAUGGGGAGGAGUUAGGGGUGACAAUUGCUACAAUGAAAAAGAUCAAAUUAGAGAAGAAGGGUAUUGGGGAAAUGGUUCAAUUCCAAGUAUGAUGAGAGUGGUGGAAAAUGUGAUUGAAGAUUUGAAUGGAAGAGGGUUGAAAGUUGAACUGCUUAACAUCACACAGCUCUCAGAGUAUAGAAAAGAAGGGCACCCAUCAAUCUAUAGAAAGCAAUGGGAGCCUCUAACUGAAGAACAGUUAUCAAAUCCAAAAUCUUAUGCUGAUUGCAUACAUUGGUGCCUCCCUGGUGUGCCUGAUGUGUGGAAUGAGCUUCUAUAUGCUUAUAUUUUCCAUAGAUCACUAACUUCUGACACAAAAAAUUAA